This is a messenger RNA of Hippopotamus amphibius kiboko, 1569 nucleotides long. RefSeq names its product T-box transcription factor 22 (gene TBX22). The record is from RefSeq and is a predicted model, not a curated record. The coding region runs from base 1 to 1569 and encodes 522 amino acids. Lineage: Eukaryota; Metazoa; Chordata; Mammalia; Artiodactyla; Hippopotamidae. The transcript is spliced from 8 exons. Gene Ontology annotation, molecular function: RNA polymerase II cis-regulatory region sequence-specific DNA binding; DNA-binding transcription factor activity, RNA polymerase II-specific. Gene Ontology annotation, biological process: cell fate specification; positive regulation of DNA-templated transcription; regulation of transcription by RNA polymerase II. Gene Ontology annotation, cellular component: nucleus.
AUGGCUCUGAGCUCUCGGGCGCAUGCCUUCUCGGUGGAAGCCUUGGUGGGGAGACCCAGCAAAAGAAAACUGCGAGACACAAGAGAGGAGGUGCAACUUGAGCUGCUUGAGAAAGAGGGUGGAGAGGCCGAGGAGGAGAGAAGGAGCAGCGCCGGAGGGAGGAAGAUCGAGCAGCGUGAAAAGCGACGGAAGACAGAGCCUUUAGCAACUACCUUCUCAGGCUGUGGAGGCGGCAGCGGAGAUUGCAACAGCUUCGGCAGUCUGGAAGAGAAAGAUGCUAUCCAAGUGGAGCUUCAAGGAUCCGAGCUGUGGAAGAGAUUUCAUGACAUUGGGACUGAGAUGAUCAUUACCAAGGCGGGCAGGAGGAUGUUCCCCUCUGUUCGAGUCAAGGUAAAAGGACUGGAUCCAGGGAAACAGUACUAUGUGGCCAUCGAUGUGGUGCCAGUGGAUUCCAAACGCUAUAGGUACGUGUAUCACAGUUCGCAGUGGAUGGUAGCAGGGAAUACAGACCACUCAUGCAUCACUCCCAGGUUCUAUGUUCACCCGGACUCGCCUUGUUCGGGAGAGACAUGGAUGCGACAGAUCAUCAGCUUCGAUCGCGUGAAACUCACCAACAAUGAGAUGGACGACAAAGGCCAUAUCAUUCUGCAGUCCAUGCACAAGUACAGGCCCCGUGUACACGUGAUGAAGCAGGACAGCAGGGUUGACAUGUCUCGGAUUCAGUCCCUGCCUGCUGAAGGGGUUAAAACAUUCUCCUUUAAAGAAACAGAGUUCACCACAGUGACAGCUUACCAAAACCAACAGAUUACCAAACUGAAAAUAGACAGGAAUCCUUUUGCUAAAGGAUUUAGAGAUCCCGGAAGAAACAGGGGUGUAUUGGAUGGGCUUUUAGAGACUUACCCAUGGAGGCCUUCUCUCACUUUGGAUAUUAAAUCUUUUGGUGCAGACACACAAAGUGGAAGCAAUGGCUCAUCACCAGCGACCUCUAGUGGAGGGGCUCCCUCUCCUUUGAACUCUUUACUUUCUCCACCUUGCUCCCCUCCAUCGUUUCACAUACCUACAAGCUCCUUUGGAAUGCCCUGUCCAGAGGUGUACCUACACAAUAUCAACCUGCCCCUUUGCUACAAGAUUUGCCCAACUAAUUUUUGGCGACAUCAGCCUCUUGUCUUGCCUGCUCCUGAAAGGCUAGUAAGCAGCAACAGUUCUCAGUCUUUAGCCCCACUCAUGAUGGAAGUUCCCAUGUUAUCUUCCUUGGGGGUCGUUAUUUCAAAAAAUGGUUCAUCUGAAGACUUCAAUGGACAGUGUCAACAAACACAUAAUUCUUCCAAUCAAAUGUUGUAUGGAUUACAGGCACCUGGAAAUAUUUUAUCACCAAACCCCAUUGCCUCAGAAGCAAUCGGUUGCUCUUUCCAACCUUCCCAUGGCUUUUAUAGGUACAGCUUCUCUAUGCCAUCUAGACUGGUAAAUGCUGCCAACCAUCUCAAAGUGAAUGUCAACAGUCAAGUUUCUUUUAUAGAAGGCAAAUGCAAUCAUGCUCGUUGGUAUCCAAAAAUUAACAAUUGCCUUUAG